Messenger RNA from Coregonus sp. 'balchen', 3004 nucleotides. Lineage: Eukaryota; Metazoa; Chordata; Actinopteri; Salmoniformes; Salmonidae. The record is from the annotation of a GenBank genome assembly.
GUGAAUUUGGCGCUAGCCUACACAGAGCUAACUGAGGAGUUGGGACGUCUCCAGGCACUGAGCUCCAAACAGAAAGAGAUCUUGAGGAAGGUCUCUCAGGAGCAGCAUAGCCCAGGUUAGUAACAUCUGUAGAGAAUGAUAUAUGGCCCACAUUUAACAGGCUAGCCCAGGUUAGCAGCAUCUGUAGAGAAUGAUAUAUGGCCCACAUUUAACAGGCUAGCCCAGGUUAGCAGCAUCCCUAUAUAAGUUUACAUGCUCCCUAUCCCUAAUGAUUGCUCUGAUGUCAAGUACACUGAGUGUACAAAACAUUAAGAACACUUUCCUAAUAUUGAGUGACACCCCCCCCCCCCCUUUUGCCCUCAGAACAGCCUCAAUUCGUCGGGGCAUGGACUCCACUGAUUGAAGUGUAUUUAACAAGUGACAUCAAUAAGGGAUAAUAGCUUUCAUCUGGAUUCACCUGGUCAGUCUAUGUCAUGGAAAGAGCAGGUGUUCUUAAUGUUUUGUACACUCAGUGUAUAUUGUUAUGCAUUUUCUACUGAAAUACUGGGGGGGGGGGGGAUGAGUAAGCUUUACAUGCACAUCUUCAAAUAAGCAUUGUCAUGCUCACCUUACAAUACAAUACUUGCUUUAUUGGUCCAUUUGCACAGAUAUUCUUAAUUUCUUGCUGUCACAGUACCUGAUACACAACACACACAUCACAGGCUGGGAGCAGCACAUGGGCUGCUGCAGAGCAACAGCCCUAGAGAAAUUAGGGGUAAAGUAAAACGGAGGUAAAUAGUAUAUGGGACAUAUACUAUGGCUUACAGCUCACUCCCUGCAGAUUUCCCCCCAGUCAGCUCGGGGAUUCAAACCAGCAACCCUCCGGUUACCGGCCUGCCUCUCUAACCACAUACUCAGCUCAUACUCCGCCCUGUUUCAAGUUUAAAAAAAUAGAGGAAUGAACUAGACUAUAUUGGGAUAUAAGUAGGCCUGCAGCUGUUUCUUUACUCUCCUGGGGUUGCAGAGCUACAAAUAUAGUAUAUGUACUAAAAUACCGUACUAUUAAAAAACAAACAAAUAUGUCCUCUUCCUCGACUCUCUGUUUUCUCUGUAUUUCAAGUCUCUGUGGAGAAUUCGAGAGCACAACAACCCCCCUCUUUAAAAAAAAGAUUUAUUUCACUCAACCACAGAACCAUACGUUUCCCCUUUGAGAUGCUUCUGAUUCAUCGAUGCACAAGUCUUGUUUUUAGCUAAAUGGCUGAUAGCUAUCUCAUGCUUACAGGAAGCACCACAUACUGUACUGUAAAAUUUGAUCUGCGUCUUAGGUAAGCGGAAAAUAAAUCUAUUCAAGGGUGUUCCUUUUUUGCAUAUUUUGUCGAGUGCGUCGCUUGUUGCGAAUUGAGUUGUCUUUUGAUCAGACAAACAUUUGCACUGCAAAUCCAGAGCAACACACAGUAGAGAGAAGUACAGAAAUGUUAUUCAGGAAAAAGUAUGAAAGAUUAUACACUUUUUCUUCAUCAUUAUCAAAAAGAUAUUACAGUAUGUGUUAUUGCUAGAGAUGUUACCAGACCAAAACUCCUCCUGACCCUAGUUACUUUUCAUAUGUAAUUAUGAGUAACAACAGGCUCUAUUUUGGCGAGAUGCUAUAAUUUUGGUCUUCCAGAGACAGCCACAGGUAGUCUUGUCUCGUGUGCUGCUCUCUGACUCCCCCUGUGUCUCUCCUGUCUCCUCAGUCCAACGCCACUCCCACCCCCCAUCUCCCAUCCCUCACCAACGCCACUCUCCUGUGCCCCAGCGACACUCCCCCAUUCCCCAACGCCACUCCCCCAUCCCUCCUCAGCACCACUCCCCCAUUGCUCAGUGCCGCUCCCCGGUGCUCCAGCCGCAGCGUCUCUCCCCGGACAUGCACCGCCGCUCGCCCCUGCUGGACAUCAACGACGGGCCUGCCUCCUACUCCUGCCGGCCAGCCAGCCACCACCUGAGGGCCAGCUUCCAGGGCCGACGGAGCUACUCCGAGGUGGCCGAUCCCUCGGCCUACCAGCGGCCGCCGCGCUUCAGCCUGGACCCUGUGUCCACCCUGCCCAAGCCUCGGCCCUACAGGGACUCCGGCUACUCAAAGCAGCAUCAGCAGCAUGAGCAUGGAGGCUCCCAGCAUGGAGGGUCACCCCACAGAGGAGGCCAGCUGCGAGCUUCCCAGUCUGGGCUAGAGAGGGCAGGCAGCGAGGUGGGCCUCCACGAAAGUUCCCGCCACUCUCGAGAGCUGCCCUUCCCCCUGUCCGAGGUCUCUCCCAGGUCUCACCUGCACUUUGAGCCCCUGCCACCCCCCACGCCCGCCCCCCAGCUUCCGCAGUCCUCUGAAGACGAGGAGGAGUGGACCUGUCCGCACCCCAUCAGCCCCCCACGGACACUGGGCGUGCCCAACAAUGUGUCAGCUCAUGGGGUCAUGAGGGGGCUGGCGUCCUGCUCGGCCUUCCCCAUCCCUUCCAGACCCAACACUCUGACCUGCCACCCGCCAGGUUACCUGCAUGCAGAGCACGCCCAGUCCUGGCCCUCCAUCAAUGUGAGUCACACGCACACUCUAUCCCAAAUAUACUGUAUAAUAAUAUCUUUAUUAUAUCAAAACAUUCUCUCAAAUUGUAAAAUGGGUCAGUUAGGUUGCUAUCCCGAUCAGUCAAAAUCUCUCUCUUUGAAAAUAAACUGCCCUUGACUUGCCAAUGUCUUCCUGCACUGUGCUAUUUCAUGAGAAAUGCUCUGUGUAACAUGACAUUUGUUCUGAUUCCCCUCUACAUAUGAGCUUAUUUUCUUCAUGAAAUUACCUAAAUGGUCAAACUGUUAUCAUAUAGUUGCCAUAGACCCACACUGCUUGUUGACCUGAAUGAUGUGUGUGUUUUGGUUGCAGCUGUGGAUGGAGACAGAAGAGAGUGACAUGAGGAGCUGCCCUCUGUGCCAGCUGAUCUUUCCCAUGGGUUACCCUGACGACGCCCUCAUCAAGCACAUCGACUCGCACCUGGAGAACAGCAAGAUA